Messenger RNA from Monoraphidium neglectum, 756 nucleotides. RefSeq lists its product as hypothetical. The transcript has 4 exons. The record is from RefSeq and is a predicted model, not a curated record. Lineage: Eukaryota; Viridiplantae; Chlorophyta; Chlorophyceae; Sphaeropleales; Selenastraceae. The coding region runs from base 1 to 756 and encodes 251 amino acids.
AUGGAGGGCAGUCAUGGCAGCCGCGGCGGUAUGCCGAUGGAGCCACAGCAGCAGCAGCAGCAGCAGCAGCAGCAGCAGCAGCAGCAGCAGCAGCAGCAGCAGCAGCAGCAGCAGCAGCAGCAGAACCAACAGCAGGAGCACGGGGAUGCGACGCGGCCCGGGGUUUGGCAGGAGCCCGCGCAGCACCUGAUGGCAGCCCUGGAUGACCCGCAGAACGACGUGCGCUGCGCAGCCGCGGCCGCGCUGCAUGUGCUACUGCGGCGCCUGCCAGACGGCGCCGGCAGCUGCGGCGUUCGCUCUGUCGCGGAUGACAUUCGGCUGCGAGUGCACGAGCAGCUGGACUCGGGCGCGGCGGCGGGGUCCUUCGUCCGCGUGCGGCCCGCUUACGCGAACGAGGGGCGCUAUUUUGUGCGGGUCCCCAAGGGCACCAACUCCGACCGGUUCAAGAUCGAGGAAGACGAGCAGGUCGUGGCAGAGGAGGAUCUAGACGAGGCACUGCAGGAGCCCUUUGAUCCCGAAACAGAGCGCAUCAAGGUCGAGCUCUUCACGCAAUACCUGGCUGCCCAGGAGGAGCAACAAUUCAGGGGCACGUUCCAGGAGUACAUGGAGGCACUCGACACGGCGCCGCUGUCAGAGGAGGAGCGCCGCGUGCUGCGCGACGCGAUCGCGGACGCGCGCGCGGAGCUGGGGCCGCUGCCGCCGGGGGGCGCCGAGGAGCCGUGGACGGAGGACGACGUCGCGUUUGCGGACGAGUGA